UGAUGAAGGACAUCGGCUGAGGUUCGACGCUCUUUACAGUCAGUGAAUUAAUAAAGUGAGUGGGUCUGUGUUGAUCGUGUCCCUGACUGUGGAAUCAUCCUGUCAUUCAGAAACUCUCGGUCCUGAAGGUAAUCAGAUUUUAAUCAUUUAUUUAUUAUCACAGAAAGACGCAUCAGAACUCAAUCAUGUCAAAAAUACGGUUAUUUUACUGUAAAAUAAAUGCUUUUUAAUUUCAGAGGACCUUGACUACACGAGCAUGUUUAUUCAAAUCAGGCUGCUUCUCAGAAUAGUGUUUUUGUUGACUGAAUGUUCGGCCCAUGAAAGAGUCUCUGAAUCAGUCGAACGUCACAUUUUAACGCACUUUUGAGUUUUACAGGGUCUCUCUGAAAACAUAUGGGAUCUCUGAUGGAGACAUUUGCAUUUUAAUUAUUAAAUUUCUUUUGAAAUGAAAGAGUCGUCAUUUUACGAUAGUGUGCGUGCGUCCUUUUCCUCUUGUUUGAUUCAUGCAGGUGUUUGACCUGCAGAACAAAAGUGUAGUCAGAGUAAUUCAGAGCAGAGGAACAGAAACAACCUGUACAGACCGGAAAAAUCACUUAACAGGUGUAAAAGUGUUAAAUUACUCGUGUGUCCGUGUCCCUGACCUUCUGCAGCUGUGGAGGUUUUUUUGUACAGAUCUGCAAACUGGACCGAAUGAACGCCGUCAUAUAAACACUCUGAAUGUUAAAUAAAAUGUUGUAAAGUUGUCGUCAGGUGAAUCUCAAUCUUGACUCAAAAGUUCCUCUUUUAUUUUUACUUUCUCCCCUCCAGCUCUACCCGUUAUCUAAACGGACUCCCGCUGAAAUAAAGAUCAGGAGACCAUUUACCGGCCCUCCUCUCUUCCUCCUGAACUCGCCGGCUGCUAAUCGAUGAGUGAGCAGCAUUAAAGGAGAUGUGUAAAUGAGUCCAAAUGACUGGGCAUUCACAGGCCUCAUUUCCUCAGUGAUUAGAUCAGGAUCUCCUCCCAUACAAUGAUGUUUUCAUUAUCCUGCUCUCCUGUCCUCCUUUUCCUCUCUUUUCUCCUCUCCUUUUGUCCAUUAGGCCGAGCAGCGCCGUGAAACAAUAACGCCGGCAGCGCCAUCCCCCUCCUGAACCGGAUCAUCUGAUGAUCUGACUGCAGAGAGGAGGUCGCCUGAGCACAAAAUGAGCUCCUGUGGACUGUCAAUAAAUCAAUAGUGGAGUCCUGUCAUAUUAAAACCACAGACUGAAACUCUGAACACGACUGAUCAGUAACUGAGCGUCGAGUUUGAGCUCAACGUAAACGGUUAUUUCUCUAAACUCAAUCUGAGUUCUCGGGUUUGGGUCAGCAUCUGUUUUUGUGGUGUUAAUACAAAAAAGCUUUUCAUAUCAGUCAAUAGUUAUUAGUUAUUGAUGACAUUUGGGAAUAUAAUGUCAACAUUUUGAAUUUUCUCUUUCUGACUGUAAACAAAGCCGUUCUCCACCUCCUCUAACCUGAUUGGUUGUGAGGCAGACGCUGCUCCCCCGUGUCGUUCAGGAGCCCAAACAAAGUUAGCGUGCUACAAUAUCGGACAGUAGAAACCAACCAGAAAGUUCGGAAAAUUGUCUGAAUCCUCCUUUGGCCACGACUGCCGACACAAGCAAGAAAACAAAGUAAAUACCGGAGACUCUGGAGGAAUAACGGGCGCUUAAAACGGAGGUAGACCGGACAAGAGCUAAAAAGCCGGGUCAACAUAAACGAUGGGGGACGCUUGGGGAUCUUGGUGACCCUGUAACCUUUCUGCUGGACAGGUAAACCGCUUUAACAAAGUAAGACAAGUGUCUGUAACAGAAGUGUUUCUUGUCAAACGGACCUGCUGUAGCGUGUUGUAGCGCCAUCGCUAAACUGUCCUCCCUCGGGUCCUGGACUAUGUCACUUUAUCCUAGUUGUAGAAGUCCUGCAAACAUUGUGUUUGCUGGUAGUCUGUUGGUAUCUACAGUAGCACCAAUGCUUUUGACUUUCACCUUGACUGGGCCCCAUUUGUAAUGAUCUGAAGUAUUUAUCUGCAUUAUAUCUGAAUUUAAUUGGAACGAUACGAGCGAGCAGGAGCGUCUGUUUGUGGGCGGGGCUUAAGGGGAGAGGAGGAGCUGAGGGGAAAACUGGUUGGGAGGGGUAGAGUUUACAUUCAAGAUUUCUCCUAAAAACUGGAACUAAUUCAGAUCCUGACUACAACACCUUUAAUUAGACACUUUUAAAACUGAUGAUGGAGGUUUGUUUUCAAUCCAGAUACACAAAGAGAGCCUGUGAACAUUUAUACUUUCUAACUGUCCUUCAAAAUAAAAGCACAGUUUUCUCCAAGAAGUUUCAUUCACAGGAAUGGAGACGUAGUCGUAAUUUGCUGGUAGUCGUAGACGUAGCUGGUAGUCUGUUGGCAUCUACAGUAGCACCAAUGCUUUUGACUUUCACCUUGACUGGGCCCCAUUUGUAGUUCGUUUACUGGUGGAGCAGAGAGAGAGAGAGAGAGAGUGUUUCUCUGUGUUGUCUCUUUAACUCUGUGGCUCUAAAACAGUUGAAGUGUGUUUCUGCUCGAUGAGGUUUCUAUGAGGUGAAUAAAUGUUGGUUCAGUUGAUCUUCAGGACGGCUGCAGCUUUAAGAACUUCUGCUUGUUGGAGUUUGAGAGUCUAAAGUCCCCCCCCUCCCUCGUCUCUCACAGCUCACUCCACUCUGCACUCUCACUUCCUUGUUCCCUCCCCUUCCUUCCUCCCUCCCUCAGAUCUACAGUCUUGGUUGGGUGUAACCUCCGUGUGCUGAGGUCAUAUCCUGCUGACUCACAUGUUGUUGAGAUCAGAGCUCAGACUAGUUUCACUUCUCAGGAAAUAAAACUCAGUCAGUCGUCGUCGACAGUGAGUGUUGAAAUGGCGCAGAAAGGAGUUCAUCUGGACCGUGAGUCUUUCUCUUGUUCCAUCUGUUUGGAUCUUCUGAAGGAUCCGGUGACUCUUUCCUGUGGACACAGCUUCUGCAUGAGCUGUAUUCAAUCCCACUGGGAUACUGAGGAUGAGAAGAAGAUCUACAGCUGUCCUCAGUGCAGAGAGACCUUCAUACCGAGGCCUGUCCUGAAGAAAAACACUAUGUUAGCAGGUUUAGUGGAGGAACUGAAGAAGAGCGGACUCCAAGCUGCUCCUGAUGGUUCCUCUGAGGCUGGACCUGAAGAUGUGGCCUGUGACGUCUGCAGUGGGAGAAAACUGAAAGCUGUCAAGUCCUGUUUGUUCUGUUUGAUCUCAUUUUGUGAAAAACACCUACAGCCUCAUUUUGAAUUUCCUGCCUAUGCAAAACACAAGCUGGUGGAGCCCUCCAAGAAGCUCCAGGAGAACAUCUGCUCUCGUCAUGAUGAGGUGAUGAAGAUCUUCUGCCGCACUGAUCAGAAGUCCAUCUGUCAUCUCUGCUGUUUGGACCAACACAAAGGUCACGACACAGUCUCAACUGAAGCAGAAAGGACUGAGAGGCAGAAAGAUCUGGAGGAGAGCCGAGAAAACAUCCAGCAGAGAAUCCAGGACAGAGAAGAAGAUGUGAAGCUGCUCCAACAGGAGGUGGAGGCUAUCAACGGCUCUGCUGAUAAAGCUGUGGAGCACAGCAGAAAGAUCUUCAGACAGCUGAUCCGUCUGAUGGAGAAACGCCGCUCUGAGGUGGAGCAGCAGGUCAGAUCCCAGCAGGAACGUGAAGUGAGUCGAGUCAAAGAGCUUCAGGAGAAGAUGGAGCAGGAGAUCACUGAGCUGAAGAGGAAAGACGCUGAUCUGCAGAAGCUCUCACUCACAGAGGACCACAACCAGUUUCUGCACAGCUACCCCUCACUGUCAGAACCGGGUCAACCUGCAGACUCAUCCAGGAUCAACAUCCGUCCUCUGAGAUACUUUGAGGAGGUGACAGCAGCUGUGUCAGAGGUCAGAGAGAAACUCCAGGAUCUUCUGACAGAGACGUGGACAAACGUCUCACAGGCAGUGACUGAUGUGGACGUUUUACUGUUAGAACCACCAGAACCAGCAGAACCCAAGACCAGAGCUGGUUUCUUAAGAUAUUCACAAAGAAUCACACUGGAUCCAAACACAGUAAACAGAUUUCUGAUAUUAUCUGAUGGAAACAGAAGAGCAACAUAUACAGAAGAACCACAGUCUUAUCCUGAUCAUCCAGACAGAUUCACUGGUUUGGUUCAGGUCCUGAGUAGAGAGAGUCUGACUGGACGUUGUUACUGGGAGGUGGACUGGAGAGGGACCGGGGUUUAUGUAGCAGUCGCAUACAAGACUAUCAGGAGAGACGGAGACUCAUAUGAUUGUUUAUUUGGAUACAAUGACAAAUCUUGGAGGUUAGUCUGUACUAAAGACAGAUAUAAAUUUGUUCACAACAAAGUCUUCACUGAUGUCUCAGGUCCUCCUUCCUCCAGAGUUGGAGUGUACCUGGAUCACAGCGCAGGUAUUCUGUCCUUCUACAGCGUCUCUGAAACCAUGACUCUCCUCCACAGAGUCCAGACCACAUUCACUGAACCUCUACAUGCUGGACUGGGGUUAGACUUUAUUGGAGCCUCUGCUGAGUUUCUAGAAGUGAACUAAAGCGAAUUUUGAGUCCAUCAGACCAAAAUCAUGGACUGAGAUCCUUGAACUCUUGAGAUGUUCUGGUUUGUAAAUGUUUGUGGAUCAGUCUCACCAAAAACUCUGGGUUUAGUUCUUCAUUUCAGCUUUUUGAUUCUUUUCUAAAGAUGCUGAUUUGGUCGCAGCUUUAAGGACAGUGAUUGUGGAGAACUUUGAUUGUUUGUAUUUCUCAUGUUGAAAGAUCUUCAUCAAGUUUGAUAUCAACAACAUCAAGAUGAUGGUUUGUUCAAAUCACCUUCAGUUGGUGCAGAUGUUGAAGGUCUGAGACUUUAGAAAAAAGUGAGGUCAAAAUCGCAGAAAAAGGACGACCUUAUUUCCUGUCCCAAAUCCAAGCGUCUAAAGUCUUUCCAGUCGUCCCCAAAAACUCUUCAGAUGAUCUGUUUCUUUCUCUGUUUGCUGAAUAAUUGUGUUCAUGUGAUCGAUGGAUAUUUCUAAGGCUGCAACAACGAAUCGAUUAAGUCGAUUCGUCAUGACGAAAAAAUUCGUUGCCAACUAAUUCUGUAAUCGAUUCGUCGGGUCUUUAUAUAUGUCCAUGGACACCGGCGUGUAAACAUCAGCAGGACGCACAGAAAAGAAACAGCCAUGGCCGAGGCAGCAGCUGAGAAAAACAUGGACACAACCCAACCCAAAUCCCGACCUAAAACAUCAGUGGUGUGGGAAAACUUCACCAAGACUGAAAAGGAAGGCGUUCAGUGCAACAUUUGCAAAGCCCGUUUUGCAUGGCACGGGAGUACAUCGAUGAUGCAUGCGCACAGGGCUCUCAAGUCUCACGCAUUCAGCGUAUGACACACGCAUUCCCACUCGUUCACACGCUCACACACCACACAUUGUAUUUCUCACGCAUUUAAAUGAACACGGUGAUGUGCACCAAGUUGCACCUCUUUAACUAUGGAACAGGUGGAAAUCAACUGAGUUCCUCCGAGAGUUCAGAAGCUGCGUGCCACGCGCAAGCCAAUCAAAUAAAGUAUAUCUACUGAACAGCCAAUCAAAAAGCAGCAUUGCUGUAUCCGGGUAGCUUUUGAUAUCUUGCGGUUUGACUACAGAAGAAGACAGACACUCGCCGAAAUAGAGCAGGUUUUUAUAAGGCCGAGAUAGACCCGAUGAUUACAGUAAGUCAGUAACCUACACAUGCAGAGACCUCAACACCUCAUGGCAGAUAAACUCAUAUGAUAAACUAAAGCCCUAUGCUAUUGCUAUUAACAGCUGCAUUGAUGAAUUUAGCCUGUUUAUCCGAUUAAUCGAUUAGUUAUUAAAAUAGUCGGCAGAUUAAUCGAUUAUCAAAACAAUCGUUAGUUGCAGCCCUAGAUAUUUCUGUCUGCUUCUGUUGGAUCAGUGUGUUUGUAAAGACAUCUAGAAUCAGACUUUGGACAGAUCCACAUGUUGUUAUGAGCUAUUCAAUCACUCUAAUAAUAAUAAUCACAUUUAUUAGUCCGACUGUUUGGAUGUUUCUGACUCAGCUCAGAUUGUGGUCAAGUCUCUGAUUGUGGGUAAAAAAAUCAUAAAAAUCCUCAAACUGAGUCACUGAAAUCACCUCGUUUGUUUUGGAGGAAUAACGGGCGCUUAAAACGGAGGUAGACCGGACAAGAGCUAAAAAGCCGGGUCAACAUAAACGAUGGGGGACGCUUGGGGAUCUUGGUGACCCUGUAACCUUUCUGCUGGACAGGUAAACCGCUUUAACAAAGGAAGACAAGUGUCUGUAACAGAAGUGUUUCUUGUCAAACGGACCUGCUGUAGCGUGUUGUAGCGCCAUCGCUAAACUGUCCUCCCUCGGGUCCUGGACUAUGUCACUUUAUCCUCGUUGUAGAAGUCCUGCAAACAUUGUGUUUGCUGGUAGUCUGUUGGCAUCUACAGUAGCACCAAUGCUUUUGACUUUCACCUUGACUGGGCCCCAUUUGUAAUGAUCUGAAGUAUUUAUCUGCAUUAUAUCUGAAUUUAAUCGGAACGAUACGAGCGAGCAGGAGCGUCUGUUUGUGGGCGGGGCUUGAGGAGAGAGGAGGAACUAACUCAGAUCCUGACUACCCCACCUUUAAUUAAACACUUUUAAAACUGAUGAUGGAGGUUUGUUUUCAAUCCAGAUACACAAAGAGAGCCUGUGAACAUUUACACUUUCUAACUGUCCUUCAAAAUAAAAGCAUAGUUUUUUCUGCAAAGUUUCAUUCACAAGAAUGGAGACGCAGAUAAAUCACAAAUUUAAACAUCAUUUUAAACAGAUGUCGGGUAAUUAUGUUUAUUAUUAAAGUUCAUGAAGGGAUAAACUGUUGCUCUACUUUUUCUUGAAUUUUAAUAAAUGUGACUGAUUGUUUUGAAAGGAAGGACUCAGGUGCAGAACUUAAAAUAUUUCUUAAAGCGAAAAAGGAAACCUCUCUCACACAUAUAUACUGACAUACAGAGACAAUGAACCGACCAAGACAGAGGGGAAGACAGAGACUAUGUACACACUGGGUAACGAGCAGCAGGUGAGGCAGACGAGACACAGGUGAGACUGAUGAUUGAUUAACGAAGGAGGGAAAACUAGGGAAGUAGAAACACAAGGAGUCAACUCCUACAAAAUAAAACAGGAAACCAAACACAAGUAGAAGGGACUAAAAAAUAUCUGAGACCAGCGUUGGGAGUCCAAAAUAAAAUAAAAUGAUCAAAUUCUGGAAAAGUUUCCUGGAAAUGUGCUUUUGUGGUCAGUAACCUCUGAUCUGUAGUUUUACUUUUACCGUUUCUCCUCGUCUUCUAAUCCUCCUCUCUCCUCUCAGUCGUCUUUAUUACCGUCAGCCUUAUUAUAUAACCACUACAGUCCAACUGUCUGUGCAUGUCUGUGCACGGUUCCUGUUACAGACUAUAUUUACCUGACUGUACCGCAGGACUAUCUGACGGCCUCAGAUAUCUGCCUCCAGUCUCCGACCCGCUCGCCGGUUGUAAUGUGGAGAUUGUUCCUGAUUGCAUUGAUCCGAGACUAUAUUUAGACGCCAACCGUGUACAAAACAUUUAUCAGUGUCUGCGAGCUGCCGCGGCUCAGGAGAGUACUCGCUCUGUCUGAUUUCCUUUUUUCUCUGCUUUUGGCAUUUGUUUUCAGCCUUUUUUAUUUGUCUCCGAGGAGCAGCAGCGAUGCUUCUGUUCAGAGGCUGUGUGCUGUGUUAAGUUUGAACCCGGUGACUGUGGGAAACUGGGAGAAUUCCAAUGAGCUGCUUUCUUCACUGCUUUAAAACUAAUGGAGGAGAUGGGAGGCUUUUAAAGAGGAUGCACUGGGGCUACUGGAUUCAGUUUCAUCAAAUAUCGAGGAUCAGAUAUCAGCCUGUCACUGCAGUUUACUGUUGAGAUCACAUAACAGAGGUUGGUUUUUAUUCGGACAACAACAGACGAUGAAAAGAGUCUCGAAAUCAGGAAACAAUUCCUUUAAAACAGAAAAAGGUGAGGCACAUGUGGUUUUAAAGUUUGAUUCAGCAGAAAGGAAACUCAAAGUGCUUCUUACGAAACCUUAAAAGAAAGAUGACAAAAGCCAACCCUAAUUUACAUCGCAUCCUGAACGGCUACGGAAAGGCCGUAUCCUUCGAUCGUAACCAAGUUAACGUGUCAAUUUCCACCGGCUUCUUUCCGUUCAGCUGAAUCUCUUUAUUGACUUUUACUCCCUUCACAUUGGCCCCAAAAUAAUCAUCUACGUCGUUGUGGAAACAUAGAGAUAUAAAACAGAAGAGGACCCAGGAUGGAGCCUUGGGGAACCCCAAAUUAAAUGUUUCCUGACCUUUUGACUCAGUGUAGUCUCUGUCCAAAAGUUGGACUUGGGUCGGAGAGUCCUUUGUAGUCCUGCAGGUGGUCCAGGUCGUAUAUUGUGGUCAAAUAUGUCAAACGUAGCAGAUCCAGUCACACCAACACUGAGAUCACACCAUCAUCAGUAAACUGUAAAACAAAAACAGUGAAAUACCCUCAGAAGAGACGACAGGAAUUUACUGUCAUCUGAAGGUACAUUGUUGGUAAUUUAUUUCAACUACUAUAAAUUUACAGUCAUUUUAGUGACAAAAUUAUGGUAUUAGACAUUAUUGUACUUGCUCUGUACAAGUGGUUCAACCAAGGACAUAGUAGCGUCCACAAUUAUUUGUGACCUACAGUAGAAACCUUUUUAAAAAAAA
Messenger RNA from Xyrichtys novacula (pearly razorfish), 8729 nucleotides. The record is from the annotation of a GenBank genome assembly. Lineage: Eukaryota; Metazoa; Chordata; Actinopteri; Labriformes; Labridae.